AUGGCGGUCAGCAGCAUCCUAGGCCGCCCGUCACGGAGCAGUCGGGUGCGAGGUCGGAAUGACAGCGGGGAGGAGAACGUGCCGCUGGAUCUUUCCAGAGAUCCUGCAGAGAACCUUCGUGAAAUCCUUCAGAACGUUGCAAAGCAGCAAGGAGUCUCCAACAUGCGCAAGCUUGGUCACCUGAACAACUUUGUAAAGCUUCUCUGCAGCGUUGGACACUCAGAGGAGAAGCUUGGCUUUACAUAUGAGGAGAUGAUUAUUUGUCUGCGGUUAGCGUUGUUGAACGAGGCCAAGGAAGUGCGUGCAGCUGGAUUACGGGCUCUGCGUUACCUGAUCAGAGACAGCAGCGUACUAGAGAAAGUGCUUGGACUGCAGGUGGACUAUCUGAUUGCAAGGUGCAUUGAUAUCCAGCAAAGUAAUGAGAUUGAAAGAACACAGGCUCUCAGACUGGCACGCAAGAUGAUCACUGUGAAUGCGCUGCUCUUCCCCUCCUCUGUCACCAACUCCCUCAUUGCCGUGGGCAACGAUGGGCUGCAUGAACGAGAUCGUAUGGUGCGGGCCUGCAUUGCCAUAAUCUGUGAGCUCUCCUUGAAGAACCCUGUUGUGGUGGCGCAGCGAGGCGGUCUCAGCACCAUUCUGAAGAGCGUGACCGACUGUCAGCUGAGUCGCAUCAAUGAAGCUCUCAUCACCACCAUCCUGCACCUCCUCAACCACCCUCACACCAGGCAGUACGUCCGCUCUGACGUUGAACUGGAGCAAAUCCUAGCCCCAUACACAGACUUCCACUACAGGCACAGUCCUGACAUAGCAGAGGGGCAGCUCAAGGAGGAUAGGGAGGCUCGAUUCAUGGCUACUAAAAUGUCUAUAGUUGCCUCAUUUCGCUCCUGGUCAGGCAUCAUUAACCUCUGCAAGUCAGGCAACUCUGGCAUCCAGUCUCUUAUUGGCUUACUCUGUAUACCAAAUAUGGAAGUGCGGAAAGGUUUGUUGGAGGUGUUGUAUGACAUCUUCCAGCUUGUCAUACCUGUAGCCACUGCAGACUUCAAUGAAGCACUUAUUAGUGUAGACCCCAGUAGGUUUCAGGACAGCUGGAGGUUGUCUGAUGGAUUUGUGGCUUCCGAGGCAAAAACAAUUCUCCCACAUCGAUCAUGUUCAAGGCCGGACUUGAUGGACAACUACCUGGCUCUCGUGCUUUCUGCCUUCAUCAAAAGUGGUCUACUAGAGGGUCUGGUCGAGGUGAUCACGAGCAGCGAUGAUGCCCUAUCUAUACGGGCUACCAUCUUGGUGGGAGAACUUCUCCAUAUGGCCAACACCAUCCUCCCUCACAGCCACAGCCACCACCUGCACUGCUUACCCACCCUCAUGAAUAUGGCUGCUUCCUUUGAUAUCGCUUCUGAGAAGAGACUACGAGCAAGUGCUUCGGUCAACUACCUGAAGUGUUUUCAUGAGAAGAAGAAGCGAGGAGCCAAACCUUACAGUCUCUACUUGGACCACAUCCUCCGCACAUCAGGGGGGUCACACUAUUGUCGAGAGCAGCACUUUAGACCUCAGAGAGACAUUUUCAUUGUUAAGGAAACUGAGGAUGCUCUGGUGACCAACAUGAGAGACAGCCACAUCUUUAACCACAAGGAGAACCUGGACUGGAACUGGUGUCUUAUUGGAACCAUUUUAAAGUGGCCAAAUGUUAGUUUGCGUAGCAAUAGGGAUGAACAAAUGCACAAGUUUGUGCGAAGGCUGCUUUUCUUCUACAAGCCCAGCAGUAAGCUGUAUGGCAGCCUGGAGCUGGAGCAUCCCAAGGCCAGACAGCUCACUGUUGUUGGCUGUCAGUUUGUAGAGUUCCUCCUGGCGUCUGAAGAGGAAGGCCAGGCGUACCUGGAAGACCUGGUAAGGGACAUUGUCCAGUGUCUAUUCUCCUCUGCCGGGCUCAAACCUGACCGCAGUCUGCAGGGCAGUGGGCUGCUAACCACCCUCAGCCAGCAUUACUUCCUCUUCCUGGGCGCCCUGUCAGCCCACCCACAUGGUGUCAAGAUGCUGGAGAAGUGCAGCGUCUUCCAGUGGUUUUUAUCUAUUCCAAAGGGGUUCUCCUAUCUCAGUGAGAGAGGAUAUAUCACUAAACAGAUGGAGAAAUGGCAGAAGGAGUAUAACUUGAAGUAUGUGGACAUGAUAGAGGAGCAGCUUAAUGAAGCCCUCACCACGUACCGCAAGCCUGUUAAUGGAGACAAUUAUGUGCGACGCAGCAACCAAAGGUUACAGAGACCAAACGUUUACCUUCCUGUGCACUUGUAUGGUCAACUGGUUCACGAUAAGACUGGCUGCCAGCUGCUUCAAGCCCAGAAUGUGGUUCCUGAUUUGAGUGACAGUGUUCGCUCUCCUGCCCUGGACAAAUGGGAGGGCAUCAAAAAUCUGAAGGCAGCUCUCUGGGCUUUGGGAAACAUAGGCUCAUCAAACUGGGGUCUGAACUUGCUGCUGGAGGAGGGGGUGAUCCCUGACAUCGUGGCUCUGGCCCACCACUGUGAGGUCCUGUCCAUCAGAGGGGCGUGUCUGUAUGUGCUGGGCCUCAUCAGUAAGACGAAGCAGGGCUGUGAAACACUAAAGCAACAGGGCUGGGACGCUGUAAGACAUAGCCGUAGCAUGCUGUGGCCCAUAGUACCGGAGGAGUUGGAGCCUCAGCCCAGGCCCUACAGCCUGCUGUCCUCUGUUCCUAGUACCCUCAGGCUCAUAGAUUCCACAGGCUCCAGGCACAACAGCGAGAGUGACUCUGUACAACACAGUGCGUAUAUGCUAGAUGAUGAGAGGCUGGAAGGCUGUGACUUCUCAGAGGAGUCUUCUCUGUACGUGUGCCCCAAACUGACGAAGGACAGAAGUCCUCUUACCAUGCUGGCCUCUUCCCGCUUUCGCAACCGCCUUCUACACUCGCUGUCUCUACCUGGGAAGAAGCCUCGUGCCACCCCUUACAUCAAAAGCAGCAACCAAGGCCAAGGAGGAGGGCUGGAUGGAAAACAGGUGCUCAAAUGCACCAGCUACUCAUUUGUAGCCACAGAUGUUUUCCCGAUUUACAACGGCCAUUUGUCUAAAAGCUCUUCAGGUGGUAGAGAGACCUCUCUUGUGGGGAAUAAAGCCAUAGAGAAUGGCGGAAGCAUACCCAGCAUUGGGGAGGGGGAAAUGGAUGGGUCAGGGGUCAGGAACCAGCGUAGCUAUGAACGUUUGGCUGAAGAUGGGCCCUCAGGAGGCGGUGGAGCCCAGUUUAAAAGCCGCAGCCAGAGCUUUAACACAGACACCACCACCAGUGGCAUCAGCUCCAUGAGCUCCAGCCCCUCCAGGGAGACCCUGCCUUCCACCAUAGAUGCUGACUGUGUCAGCCUUAACACUGUGAUAAGCACCCAGACUAUCCAGAACGUGCACUCACUGACACCCCAACCCUGCUCCACACCGCUUUCAAUCCCUAAGUCCUGCUCUGCCUCGCUUGUGCCUCCUGGCUCCUCCCACACUUUGCCCCGCCGAGCCCAGUCCCUCAAGUCCCCCUCAGUGAGCACCCUGAGCAGCCUAGCUGACUACAGCUUGUACUCCAGCUCCAGAGAUGCUUUGGGAUAUGCCACGCUGAAGUACUCAAGCUCCCACAAUGGCUGCACAAGUCCUCGUGAUGCUCUGGGCUACGCCACCCUGAGGAGGCUGCAGCACCAACGGAUCCAGCCGUCCCUGUCGCACAGCGAGGCCUUGGCCUCCCCAGCCAAAGACAUACUCUUCACUGAUGCCAUCACUAUGAAUACAGGCAGCCUGGACUCCAGACUCACUUCACGGAGAUUUUUGAAAGCUCUGAGCUAUGCAUCUCUGGACAAGGAAGACCUGCUGAGUCCAAUCAACCAAACUACACUGCAGCGCUCUUCCUCUGUACGCUCCAUUGUGUCCACUGGCACCUAUGGAUCCUCUGAUGACUAUAUAGGCCUUGCUUUGCCUGUCAAUAUCAACAACAUGUUCCAGAUUAAAGAAACCCCGUAUUUCCAAAAGAGGAUGAGCCCGCCUUCUGAGGACCGCUCUGCUAAAUUCUUCUCUGGAGACUCUGAUGGCCCCAGUGACGGAUGUUGGCCAGCAAGGCUCCGCUCUCAGCUCAGUAUCACAGAGCUGAUGGCGGUGAGCCGGGCAGAGCAGCAGCAGAUGCUGGGCUCAGAGGAGACGGGUCUUCAGGAACACAACGAUAACAACUGCCUGUACUGUGCCGGACUGUCUGUGCUUGGACUCAACUCUCAGAACAACGAGCCAGAUCUGACAGAAGUGCCCCCGUUCUCAGAAUGGCCCAGUUCACCUCCAGCAAACCAUUUGGAGGUCAUGGUCCACGUCAAGCUGUCAGGGGGGUCUGGAUGCAGUGACACUGUGUCCCAGGGAUCUGUGGGUAGUGGCCGCAGCACAGAACUUGUUUUGGGGAUGAAGUCCAUCCCAGAGGACGCGCCGGCCGGCAGGGUCCUGCUGAGGAAGGAGGUGCUUCGUCUGGUCAUCAACCUCAGCUCCUCCGUGGGAACCAAAAACCAUGAGACCAACCUGUUAACUAUCAAGGAGAAGUUCCCCUAUGCGUUUGAUGACGUCUGUCUGUAUUCAGAGGUGUCCUACCUGCUGGCUCACUGCAUGUUCCGCCUGGCCUCACGCCGCUUCAUCCAGGAGCUCUUCCAAGAUGUGCCAUUUGUACCAAUGUAUGAAGAGGCGGAGAGCAUCCUGUCCGUACUGCCACAGAAGUCCUCAUCUCCACAGUCUGACACUUGAUUAACCCUUUCACUUAUCGUCUGCCGGCUGAAGCUCGACAGCCCCAGAGCCCAACUGCGUGUCCCAACCCACCCGUGAACAGUCACCGACCUCCUAACUCACACUCCCUCACUGAAACCCCACAUCCUCUACAGCUCCUCUUUUCAGGGGAAGCAACAGCGUCCAGACAAUGAUCACAUAACAACAUCACGCUGAAUGACCCAACGACGACCUGGUGAUAGCCGCUAAAAGGUUGGUUUUCCUUAUCCACACUUGUGCUGCUGCUACUGUUCAAAACAGAAAACGAAGCUCAGCUUUUCCCCAAAGUGGAUCUCUGACAUGAUACUAAAGAUGAUGUGCCAACACAGUUCCUGUACUUUUGAUAGAACACUAAACGCCUCCUCAUUGUGAGAAAGGACUCGUUUGUUAAGGAUGUUGAUUGGUCUGUUUGCACAUGAUUAGAGAAUAUAAAGCAGAUGGAGUGAAGUCAGACAAUCAUCAAAUUUAACCUUCUGUCUUUAUUAUUCAAGUUACUUUAGCAAUCUUUAGCACUCACAACCUCUGGUGAUCUCAUCAGUACAAACACUGAUAGCAGAGCAAUAAGGUAGCAGUUACUGUAUUCACUCGAGUGUGCCUCAUAAAUAAAAUUUGAAUGCACUUUCAGAGGUUUAUGAACAUCACUGAAUAUGUAAUGUUUUUGCAUAACAACAUUUAUUUAUCAGUAUAACUGAUCACUGCUAGAAACUGCAUUUUCUGACCUUUUAUUAUUUUGUUGCAAGUGUUUUGUUAGAUUUGCACAAAAAAAUCAUAUCAAAUUGCAUUCCUAAAAGAAUAUAAAGAAUUUGAACAUAUCAAAAAAAACAUUUUGAAGACGUUUCCAUACAUGUUGUUUAAUAUCAGCAAGGUUGAGUCUCUUGUUUAACAUUGUGUGCCAUAGUAAGCUGAGCUUUGACAGUUUUUAUCCAGAAUUGUUGUAACUUUGACUAGAGCCUGACCGAUAUGGGAUUUUUGAGACUGAUACUGAUUUUAAUAAAUAAUAAUAAUAAAAAAAAAAUAAUAAUAAUACUAUUAUCAUAAACCCUUUUGGGUUCCCAUGCAUCCUGGAAAACCAGUCAAUUUAGAGACUACUUUUCAAGUCAUGUAUUUUAGCUCCUCACUUAGAUUACCUACGUUGUUGUUGUUGGUUUAAGAACCUGCGUGGUAAGACACUUCAAAGCAAGUUUACCAGAUGUGGAAUGAAUGAGUAUUUUUUGCCGGUGCUACAAGCUCUGUACAUGAACACUGUGUCAUUAAAAAUGAGGAAUAAAACUAAAUAUGUCAAUAUUUGACCUACUGGUAAAUUAUAUUACCAUUAGUGAGCAAGUGCUGUUAUGAAUUGUCAAGAAAACUCCUGGAAAACGAUUUCCUAAAAAGAGUAGUAAGAGGGAACCCUUAAAAAAGAAUGGAACAUACACUGUAGACCAAUUCUAGUUACCAUUGCUGAGAGCUGCUUCUUCUCUUACUCUGUGCUGCUUGCCACAGUAUUGUAAAUCACAGGAACUGUGCUGGAUAAACUUUGCAGUGGUGCCAGUAAAUUACCACAAGCAUUUAUUUUCUGCGUUAUAUACUGGGAAAAACAUGUUGUCAUGUACAUACGUACAUAUCAAUACGUUAUUUCAGUUUGACUCUAAUUUUGACCUUUUUUUUCACUGGAUGCAAUCUAAUGAGACUGAACUGUUUGGAACAAACUGUUUGUUUGGAACAAAGAAAAUGUGAGUAUAGCAUAAAAGAGGUAAAGACUGAGUGGCCCAGGUAAUGGAAUAUCAAAAGUUUGAAGUCAAAGGCAAUUGGUUUUGCUGUUUUGGAUCAAGAGAUUUUGCCCCUUAAUCAAGAGGCUGUGUCAGUUCAACUGACUAAUCACAAAGGUCACAUGGUGCAACUGGAUUCACCUGUGUCUCCAGCCCCAAGACCAGCCACUGACUCAGAUAUGUAGAUGACAGCUGGGUUCAAAUCUAAAUCCAGGAUAUGUAAGCCUUCACAGAUCAGUUCAGCUCACAAACAUCAAGUUUACAUGAAGUCCUUAGACUGGUUUUCUUGGAUUAUGCAGUACACAUCAAAGCGUAUUCACUGGAAACACACUGAUCAGUCCUCAGUAGACGAGAACACAAACUGAGUGUCAUUAUAACUCUUCACCUUUGGGCUGUGGAAUCUAAUAUCUGCUACCCAAACAUCUAGACUUCAAGGCCAAUACAUCCAAGUCCAGUUGCCUUUAAGUCAAUAAUUCCAGAUGAAGUGGGCGUGAUCACAUGUGUGGUUCACCCAAGUACUGCAUUAACCCCAGCUCUCUAUCAGUGGAUUAAUGCCAGUGCCCCUUUUGUUCCAUGUUCAAACAUGUAGUUUUCUCUGUAACUGACCUGCAACUACUGUUUUAUGGAGACCCAAAGUGUUCAGUAUGAAAUAAUUAAGUCAUUAUGAACAUAUUUAUAAAUAAAAAAAUGACUAUUUCAUGUCAACAUUUAUUUUAUGAUCAUGAUUUUAUGAUUAUGAUAUGCCCCCUCACUUUUAAGCUAGAAAGCUCAAUAGCUGCUAAACAAUUGAACCCGUUAGCAUAUUUUAGCUAGAGCAAGGACAAUUUCAAAGUAAUUUUAAAUCAACCAACCAGAGGUUGUAAAUAAACACAAUCCACAUACACAGAAACUAAACCUAUUUAGUGUUUCGCCUUAGCAUAAGGCUGCUCAUACUACCUGCUUAACCGGCUAACUAGCUAGGCCAGCUUGUGUGCUUCAACUAUUAUUCAGCAUCAAAGUGAAGAGCCAGCGUUAGCUAGCUAUGUUGGCUAGAGCAACCACUGUGAAAGUAUUUUUCUCUUCGUGUUUUUGCUCUUCUGUGUCUUUCUCUGAGGAACGUCAGAAUAUCCGAGGUAACUGAAUUUACUCGCUAAUGUUAGCUGUUGCUGUUAACAUUGGCUCUUAACUUAACUUCAGCUCUAUUAAACCAUGCCUAGUUAGUUAGCCAGCAAGCUAGAAGUAUGUGUAACCCUGUUCAGCUAAAUACAUAAAAGGAGAUGGAUGGAGAGUGUCUGUUUAUUGACAGCGACAGCUAGAUAGUUGAUCCAGAAUUACUUUGACGUUGGCAUAGCUGAAAGGUGCUAACUUGCUAAUUCUGCUAGCAGUUGUUGAGCUUGCAUGCAAGGAUGGUGACAUGAAAUAAGAAUGUCAAUAUGAAACAGAUUCAUGAGAUGUGCAAAAAAGCCAUUUUGGAGUAAACAUCAUAAUAUGG
This is a messenger RNA of Morone saxatilis (striped sea-bass), 7986 nucleotides long. Its product is annotated as rapamycin-insensitive companion of mTOR-like. Gene Ontology annotation, molecular function: protein serine/threonine kinase activator activity. Bases 1 to 4749 code for a protein of 1582 amino acids. The transcript has 35 exons. Gene Ontology annotation, cellular component: TORC2 complex. The record is from RefSeq and is a predicted model, not a curated record. Gene Ontology annotation, biological process: positive regulation of phosphatidylinositol 3-kinase/protein kinase B signal transduction; TORC2 signaling. NCBI's taxonomy places the organism in Eukaryota, Metazoa, Chordata, Actinopteri, Moronidae.